GUCUAUUGCGAUCUAGUUCGUUGUGGAAUCCCAAGUCCCGCGCCAACGACAGAUGUUCUUCAGAGCGAAAGGUGGGCCAUGGGCUAGACUAUUCCAGUAAAUUCCUUAAAACUCAGCAGACAACAAAAUAAUUCAAGAUUCCCCUCUGCCUGGCUCUGCUCAGCUUUGACCUUAACAAUCAAGCAGGAAAGGAUUCCAAAUUCUCGUAGAGAAUAUUCCUGUAAUGACAUCGUAGCUUCCUACUGCCCCAGAGAAUUUGCAAAGCCAGCUCCGACUGCACAAGAUGAAUACGCGGUGCCCUCGUAGUUGCUUUGAUGUCAAAGAGUUUGAAGCUCGUGGAAGCAGCCCGGUGCUAGUGCCACUGUGGAACAGUGGAGCAGUGCAUCUUGAGACCAGUGAAGGCGUCAUACCUUUAGAAUAGAAAUAUUUAGAUUAAUGAGCGAUGCAGCAGAAGGUGCGUUUGCCACAUCGACAUACCUGAGUGGAAAUGCACGUGGACUGGCCUGAAGAAGGGAAGCAGGGAAUCCUGGAACCUUGAUAGCAGCUGCUAGCCUCGUCGAAAUUCCAAAAAGGGGAGAUAUCAGGAAACAGAAGGGGAGAGGGAGAGAGAGAUCUGUGGAGAGAAGAUCAGGCUGCGUCGGUCACACAUAAGCACGGACAGGAGGAGGGGCGGAGGAGAGAAAGAGACCUGCUAAGUCACGGCACAGCAGGUCAGUUAGGUGGAAGGCAUGCGAUAAAGGCUAAAAAAGGAGAAGCAACGAAUUCGACGAGAACCGGAAGCUCCUUAGCAUGGACCGUCGUCUCCUUAGCAGCCGAAACUGUCGAGCAUGUGAGGGUCGAGCAAGAAAUGGCAAGGGAGUCACCAUCCAAUAAGAGAAACCGUCAGCUCCUUAUAAUGGACCGAUGUCUCCCUAGAAUCUGCACAAUAGAUGGACUCCGCACUCACGGCUGCAGUCACUCCUCGGGUCCCAUGCUGCGAUCGUGUUUCCGAGCCCUCAUUGCGUGGAGAGAUGACAGUCUGCAGCCUAGAGCAUCUAGUGCUGCGGUGGACAGCCUGCUUCUGUGCAUGUAUCAUGUCCCAAUCCACCUUCUCCGAACCCUAGCUCGUGCUCAAUCACCACUAUAUAAACUUGCAGCCGCAGGCAAAGGUUGAACCAGUUGUGAUCUUGUUGUAAUACUUGUCGAGAGCCCUCUGCUGCACAUUCCAGCGCCAGGCAAAUCAAGCUCUCCUUAGGCACUCGUGAUUUCCGUGGGAAUGGGCAAAACCAACACUGCUGCUGCUGCUGCGCCUGCUGCUGCUCCUUCCAAGCUUCAACCCGCUGCUGCCGACCUCAGCUCCAAGUUCCCCAAAGAAUGGAGCGUACGAGUGAACUCCAGAGCCGUAGGUAGCACGAACCCGAUUCGCACUAUCACGGAUGCCAUCAAAAUUGAUAAAAGUUCCGGCAAGUCUUUCAUUUCGCUUGCUCUUGGCGACCCUGCCGCAUGUGGCAACCACAUGAGAGUCCCAGAUUCUGCUGUCUCAUCUCUCGUAGAGGUCGCCCAAGGCUGCAAGCACAAUGGCUAUGCUGUCUCAAGCGGACUCCCUGAAUGCCGAAGGGCUGUGGCUGAUUAUCUUUCAGAAAACCUGCCGUUUCAGCUGUCGGAGGAGGAUGUGAUCAUGACUUCUGGAUGUAACCAGGCGCUUCAGGUUUGCUUCGACGUGCUUGCCUCUGAUGGAUGUAAUAUAUUGGUGCCAAGGCCGGGGUUUCCAAUGUACGAGACUUACUGCACCUACUUGGGAGUGGAGACUCGAGGGUACAACCUUCUGCAAGAGCAAGACUGGGAAAUCGACCUCGACCACUUGGUGAAAUUGGCGGACAGCCGUACAGCUGCUAUCGUGGUGGCGAAUCCAGGCAAUCCAUGUGGGUCGGUCUACAGCUAUCAGCACGUUGCACAGAUUGCCAAAAUUGCUGAAAAGCUCAGGAUUCCGAUCAUUGCCGACGAAGUGUACGCUCACAUGGCCUUCAGCGGUCAUACUUUCGUCCCCAUGGCGGAGUUCUCCCUCAGCGUCCCUGUUCUCACCGUGGGAGCUGUCUCCAAGAGAUGGCUCGCUCCAGGCUGGCGCCUCGGAUGGAUUGCAGUCUGUGAUCCCCAUGGUAUUCUGACCAAAGCCAAGGUAAUGGACGGCAUGCAGAGAUUGAUGCAAAUCAGACUAGGACCUUCAACCCUCAUGCAGGGGGCCUUCGCGGAAUUACUUCGGAGUACGCCGCAAUCAUUCUACGAAAACUCGCUGAAAUCAUUGGAAGCAGGGGCUGAUCUUUGCUACCAACGCGUCAAGAAAAUCCCGGGGCUGGAUUGUCCUAACAAGCCCAAAGGUUCUAUGUUCAUGAUGGUGAGAUUAAAUCCAGAGGUGCUGGAUGGGAUAGACGAUGAUGUUGGAUUCUCAAGGGCGCUAGUCCAAGAAGAAUCUGUGCUAGUGCUACCAGGGUCUGCAUUCAGAGUAUCGAACUGGUUCCGGAUUGUAUUUGCACUCCCGUUGCCAGAAAUGAGCGAAGCAUGGGACCGCAUCGAAGCGUUCUGCAACAGACACCAAAAACCCGCCCAUGCAAACGGAACGCUCUAUUGAAGGAUAUUGAGUAUUCUCUCCCAAUCUAAGGAAUGUGUAAAUACGUCCACGUGUACAGGGGCAAUAGAUUGAAAAUCGCCCGGAUAUCUCCAUAGUCAGAGCCACAUAAUGGCUUCACAUGUAAAAUUUCAUCCGAAUGAAAUACCCUAAAUCGAGCAGAGAGCUCCCCAUCUUAAUUUUGACACAUUAUGUAUAGACUAAGACAGAGUAGUCAAGAGACUGGUUAUGUCUCCUUACAAUGUACAAUACUAGCUGAGACAAGCUUAUAUAAACAUCGUUGAGUAUCUUCUUCGAUACACAUGCAAACCAAAAUGUUAAAACGCGAGAUU
Marchantia polymorpha subsp. ruderalis is the source of this 2934-nucleotide messenger RNA. Lineage: Eukaryota; Viridiplantae; Streptophyta; Marchantiopsida; Marchantiales; Marchantiaceae. The record is from the annotation of a GenBank genome assembly.